Trematosphaeria pertusa is the source of this 1835-nucleotide messenger RNA. RefSeq names its product MATE efflux family protein. The transcript is spliced from 2 exons. Gene Ontology annotation, cellular component: membrane. The record is from RefSeq and is a predicted model, not a curated record. Gene Ontology annotation, molecular function: xenobiotic transmembrane transporter activity; antiporter activity. Gene Ontology annotation, biological process: xenobiotic detoxification by transmembrane export across the plasma membrane. The coding region runs from base 163 to 1758 and encodes 531 amino acids. NCBI's taxonomy places the organism in Eukaryota, Fungi, Ascomycota, Dothideomycetes, Pleosporales, Trematosphaeriaceae.
AUGCUUUCAAACCGUUCGCUGUACAUUAUGCAUUCAAUGUACCUUGAUUGUCCUUCUUAAUCUUGUGGCGUCCGGCUUCGGGUGUCGUUGUGCCAACAUAUAUACGCCAGUCUCAGUUCCCCUUUUGCAAUCCCCGGCAUUCGCAACUCUAGUCUUUACACCAUGGGGAGCCGCCCAAACAGUUCACGGUCUUGGUUACCCAAUUUCUUCAAAACUUCCAAAAAGGACGACCCUGAUGCUCCCCCAAAUGAGCGGACCUCGCUACUCCCGUCGUCGCAGCCUGAGGAAUCGGUUACUGGAGAAUCUUAUGAGCUUGAAGAUGGAGAUGAAUCAAAAUCCCAGCUGAUUCUACAAGAGUUUUGGAUCCUUUUUAGGGGCUCGAUCCCGGUAGUCCUCGCGUACGCGCUUCAGAACUCGCUCCAGACGAUAUCUGUGUUGAUCGUUGGACGUCUUUCCCCAGAAGCCCUUGCCACGGCUGCCUUUUCCUACAUGUUCGCCAUGGCGACUGGAUGGCUCAUUGCUCUGGGAGGAACCACCGCUAUUGAUACUCUGGCAUCCGCGAGCUUCACAGGAAGCAAGAAUCGUCACGACCUAGGAAUUAUUCUCCAGCGCUCCUUCAUUGUUCUUGCGUUGUUCUACCUACCGGUUGCGAUCCUGUGGAUCUGCUCCGAGCCUCUCUUCAAAGCGCUUGGGCAAGAGGACUAUAUUGCGCGUGAUUCGGCCAAAUUCCUCUCUGUACUGGUUCCUGGUGGACUUGGCUAUAUCUACUUCGAAGCCAUGAAGAAAUAUCUCCAAGCCCAAGAAAUUAUGAGACCCGGAACCUAUGUGCUCCUGAUCACUUCCCCUCUCAGCGCCGGGCUGAACUACCUCUUCGUAUACACUUUCAAGCUUGGUCUGCUCGGUGCGCCUAUUGCUACAGGCAUUGCCUACUGGGUAUCCUUCCUGCUCCUUCUCGUAUACGCCCGCUUCGUUGACGGCUGGGAGUGCUGGGGAGGGUGGAGCCGUAAGUGCCUCCAGAACAUGUGGACAUUCGCUCGACUCGCCUUCCUUGGGGUCAUACAUGUGGGCACGGAAUGGUGGGCCUUCGAGAUUGUCGCUCUCGCAGCCGGUAAAUUGGGAACGAUACCGCUUGCGGCCCAGAGCGUAAUCAUGACAACGGAUCAAGUUAUGAACACAAUUCCUUUUGGUGUGGGUGUUGCCACGAGUGCUCGCGUCGGCAACCUCCUCGGGGCGCGCAAUGCGAAAGGCGCAGCCAGGGCAGCAAACACGGCUGCUAUUCUAAGCAUGCUUCUCGGCGGGGUCGUCCUAGCUAUUCUCAUGGGAGUCAAGGACUUCUACGCGAAGAUCUUCAAUGAUGACAUCCGGGUAAUCAGGCUCACAGCUGAGGUCAUGCCGUACGUGGCCUUGUUCCAGAUUGCGGACGGCCUCAACGGAAGUUGCGGUGGCUCGCUCAGAGGGAUGGGUAGACAACAUAUGGGAGCCAUUGUCAAUAUCGUCAGCUACUAUUGCGGAGCUUUGCCGCUUGGUAUCUGGCUAGCGUUCCACGGCUGGGGUCUGGCUGGUUUGUGGGUAGGACAGUGUAUUGCUCUUUACCUUGUUGGCUUCGCCGAGUGGGGCAUUGUGGCAUGGAGCAAUUGGGAGUAUCAGGUCAAGAAGGCGUUUGACAGGAUGGAUCCUGACGAGAGGGCUGAGAUAGGCGCCUCAGAUGGUGUCGCGCCGAACGGGGGCCCGGUAACGGCGAGACACGGCGAGCUAUGAUAGCCACAGCGUUUGAGGACAUUAGCAAUGGUUGUUAGAAAAUAGAGCUAAAUAGAUACCGAUAUGCAUACGAUGUU